Messenger RNA from Dissoconium aciculare CBS 342.82, 703 nucleotides. RefSeq lists its product as uncharacterized. The transcript has a single exon. Lineage: Eukaryota; Fungi; Ascomycota; Dothideomycetes; Mycosphaerellales; Dissoconiaceae. The record is from RefSeq and is a predicted model, not a curated record. The coding region runs from base 99 to 662 and encodes 187 amino acids.
CGACGAGUCGUUUCGAGGCAUCGGCACGAGAUCUCAUUUGUUCGUCUGUUCGUUUGUCUGUCCAUUGCAAGGAGUCAUGAACGAUAAGGGACCUUUGGAUGACGGGAAACGUUGGCGUCCUUCAUCAAGGAAAGUCUAAUACUCAACACUUCGGACGAACGAGUCGGACAAACACCCGGACGAAAAAGAAGGUCAACCUUCGCAAAACUCGUCUUCCCGCGAAUACCCCUCCUCCUGCCCACAACGAAGUUGUGCCGUCGCCAGGCGCCCUUGGUGUUUCACCCGUCAUUUCUCCCUCGAUUCUGCCGAAGAAACGGAUGUGGCACAUGUCACGGAUGCCUAUCCACACGGGUCCUGAUCCUCGGCCUUCGCAAUGGUGCGGGCCAUGGACGAGCCUGGACAACGCCAAGGUACCGUUUGAGUCGGUUUUAGGCGACAUGCUUGUGCUGGGCGGACGAGUGCCUCCAUGCAAAUUCCACGGCGAGCGCUGUACUGUAGGUAGAGGCGUAGUUCGCGAAAUCGUCUUGAUUGGUGGGGUGAUUAGGGUUUUCGAAUAUACUGAACGUCCCCCUGUCAUCAUUUCAUCACCCUCUCGCACUCGAUGGGAACAAGCGAAGGGUCACAACAUUGGAGGGUUUGCCACUGUACUGUACACGGUUUGACCGGGGCCGGAAGCCGUACAUGAUCAGGCAGGCAGAAGUAC